Messenger RNA from Radiomyces spectabilis, 2092 nucleotides. RefSeq lists its product as uncharacterized. Lineage: Eukaryota; Fungi; Mucoromycota; Mucoromycetes; Mucorales; Radiomycetaceae. The transcript has a single exon. The record is from RefSeq and is a predicted model, not a curated record. The coding region runs from base 396 to 1667 and encodes 423 amino acids.
GUCUUUUUGACGGAAAGCUAAACAUGGAAACCCUCACGCUUUCUCUUUCCCAUCCAUUUCAAUCCUUGAUUCUGUUGUGGACGGAUAGUUGUCAUUCUCCUUCCUCUCCUUUGUGCAAAAAAAAAGUUCCAGUUUCUCAUUGUUAUCAUCUGUUUUUUUUUUCUGAAGAUUCUUCUAAACCUCUUUUUUCUUCUUCUUCUAAUUGUUGUACUUCGUUCCUCCUUUUUCUUUCCUUUGACUUUAUUAUUGCUGUUGCCAGAUUACUAUCAUCGCAGCAACACUGUCUACUUUCACUCCUUUAUUUACUAGACUCAAUAACGAAACCAUCUGAUUCAGAUCUCUUGUUUUAAUCUUUUUUUUUGUAGUAUCGUUGGCCUCUCUUUUAAUUGAUAAAGAUGACCAACACUACUUUUCAGCAGCCUCAGCGGUUCACUCCUCGCCCGGCUGCCAAAGACGUCGCUUUCUUUGAUGAAGACGAUUUUGACGAUGAUGAAGAAGUAGAUAGCUUUAUCACCGAUUUCACAAAUGGGACAAUAGAUUCUUUGGACGCUCAUCGAACCGAUGAUACGCUCACGUUGGCGCGAUUUCUGGCCAACACGGGCCCUGAGGAGUUUUCAAAAAAUGGCAAAAAACAGAAUCAACAACUGAAGCGAGCCUCACGUUUACUGAACCGCCUCCGUAAGCGACCGUCUACCAAAUCAUCACUAACAUCGUCGGCGACACUGUUGAAUACUUCCAUUGCCGGGGCACCAAAAAAGACCCACAUCCCACUCCCCGUCUACACUCCUCCCAGUCUCACCUCGACUGAAUCCAGCGAAGAGAAUUCUCAAUCCGAGCCACAACCUCGGCCUGUACAGAGGCCCAAUUCACGUAUUACAGCGACAUCGACGUUACGUGAUUCAGGAGUGUACAGUGAAGUGUCGGAUAAAGACUCAGUGGCUCCACCGGUACCUCCCUUCCCAUCUACUACCGCGGCAUCGGUCAACGAAUUGCAUUUUCCCGUACCGCCUUCACUUCCUCUAAAGUCGCAAGCCCGUUCGCAACCACGACGACCUGCCCCAUUACCAGCUUCAGUGGCUUCGGCCGCUAUUGCUGCUGCGUGUCGCAACAGCGCUGCGUCAUUUGACUAUGAACCACGCACAUUAUCCAUUUGUUCCAAUCUGUCAGACAAGUCGGUACUGAGAUCAGUCCCUGCGGCGGCCCUGAAACGUCGGUCCGUUCGAAUUCGGCAUGCUCAGGUGCAGACGCAAACCGCAACGGGUCAGCACCAGCCGCCCUCCAGCGGGGCAGCCUCCAGUCCGGAAACGGAUCGACGAGCUUGUCCUCACUGUCAUCAAGUGAUUUCGCCGUCGGUUCCCUUGACAGCCACCGAGCCACGACGUCUGUCGUGUCCUCCCGUGUUAGCUUCCGGCAAGUUAUUAAAAGCGGUUACGGAUAAGCUGAAUGAAUCGACCAUGACCGACGAAGCCAAGAUGUUGCUGGGUAUGAUUGAACAACUCAAAAUGCAACUGGCCGAGGAACAGCAGUCUCGUAUGAUUCUCGAGAAAGCUAUCAUGUCCCGUCAGAUGGAAGGAACGCACAAAAUGGACCAGGUAGCCCGUGAAAAAGAUCGAUGGAAAGGUGAUUGUCUCUGGUUGAGUGAUCGCAUAGCCUUGCUUCCCGAAUAAAGUAGGUCGGUCAUCUUAGGGUUUACAUAGUUCUCCUUCCCAUUCUCUUUUUUUUGUUUCACUUGCCAUUCCUUUUGUUUAUGUUCCCUUUUUUGCCGUGUUUCUGUUUUUUUUCCUCUCCUACUUGUGUUCUUUUUGUACCUUUCCUUUCUCUCUCUUUUUGCUUCCUGUUUGCUAUAGUAACGAAAGUUAAUUGAACCCAGUCCUAUCUUUAUUCGCUUGUUUCUUGGUGAAACCAUUUAUCACCUUGUCUCUCCUUUCUUUAUUCUCUCCAUCCAUUCCUUAUUAUCUUAUUAUUAUAUUCAGAAUAAACUAUUCAUAUAAUCCUGCUGUUCCAUUAUAUGCACUAAUGCCUGUUAUUUUUCUAAAUCAUCAACAUUUUGCAGACAUACUGCUUCCAAUUUCCGGUUUUCACUGUUUCGAUU